Geodia barretti is the source of this 247-nucleotide messenger RNA. Lineage: Eukaryota; Metazoa; Porifera; Demospongiae; Tetractinellida; Geodiidae. The record is from the annotation of a GenBank genome assembly.
UAGCAAGACAGCAUCAUGAUCCUGGGGCAGUGUUCCUGGAGAGUCUAGUCGCAACUGUUCGAUGACGUCAUACAUUAGCAUAGUGCUACGGGAAGCCAGAGCAGCAGCGUUACUUGUACCUCGUGUGUGGCAACUGCUGUCUAAGCGGCCCUGUAUCCCAGGAGUAGCAACACGUUGACCAGGUGGACUGAUGUGACGAGCUACUUCCAGGAUUGCCGUUGGAUGACUAUUACCUAGCUUCUCGGAC